Esox lucius (northern pike) is the source of this 5116-nucleotide messenger RNA. Its product is annotated as E3 ubiquitin-protein ligase SH3RF3. Bases 285 to 2714 code for a protein of 809 amino acids. The record is from RefSeq and is a predicted model, not a curated record. Lineage: Eukaryota; Metazoa; Chordata; Actinopteri; Esociformes; Esocidae. The transcript is spliced from 9 exons. Gene Ontology annotation, molecular function: protein binding; metal ion binding.
CUCUGUGCGUUCGUGUGUGUGUGUGUGUGUGUGUGUGUGUGUGUGUGAUGAGAGCGUGACCUCACUGCAUUUUGCACAGCUGCGCGAGGGAGCAAGACAGAAAAUAGAGAGAGGGGCUGCCUGAUUGCUUGCACGGGCUCCGUUGGGGGAAAAGCACAGCAGACCGUGCUUAGAAACAGCCGAUAUGUAUUCUUCAGUUUCUGGUGCAUUACAAGCGCAACCAGAAACCAACACCCACUCGGUUAACGUCAAUAAUAACCGGUAAGAAAUAUUCCCAGUGUGAGAUGGACGAAUCGUCUCUGUUAGAUUUGCUGGAGUGUUCAGUGUGUUUGGAGCGGCUGGACACUACAGCUAAAGUCCUGCCUUGCCAACACACCUUCUGUCGCCGCUGCUUGGAGAACAUAGUCAGCUCCAGGAACGAACUGAGAUGCCCAGAAUGUCGCAUUCUAGUCGGCUGUGAAGUAGACGACCUUCCCGCGAAUAUCUUGCUGGUCCGCCUGUUGGACGGGAUCAAACAGCGGCCACGGAAUGGAGGCAGUACCAGGCAGUCCCUGGUGGGGGGCGGGGGGUCGCUGGUCUGUGCAGCCGGGAUCAGCGCUUCUCCCCCGGGCAGUGGGAUCAGGGACUUGCCGGUGGCCACAAGAAGCUCUCCAGUCAAGAGUGUCCCAGCCUUGCCCUGUGGGAAGGCUCUUUACUCCUAUGAGGGGAAGGAACCCGGAGACCUGCAGUUCACUAAAGGUGACAUCAUCAUCCUGCGACGCAAAGUCGACGACAACUGGUACCAUGGAGAGCUGAAUGGUUGUCAUGGUUUCCUGCCAGCUAGUUACAUCACGUUGUUGCGGCCCCUGAGCCAAACACCGCCCACAGGAAAGGCCCUGUAUGACUUUGAAGUUAAAGACAAAGACCAGGACAAAGACUGUCUGGCAUUCUCGAAGGAUGAGGUUCUGACGGUGAUUAGACGAGUGGAUGAAAACUGGGCAGAGGGCAUGCUGGGCGAUAAGAUCGGGAUCUUCCCCAUCCUUUAUGUAGAGCUGAAUGAAACCGCCAAACAGUUGAUGGAAAUUGACAAGCCCAUAUCCAAUCCAGUCCCUGGCCCAAGUUCUGACCCAUCUCCCAGCCUCCCAUUGGGUCCCUGCUCCCCUGGCCCUUCCCCUAACCCAUCCUCUCCAGGAAGUAGAAAUGGCGCCCUCCAGAGGCAAGCGGAGGAGAGGGGAGAGGAGAGGAGGGGAGGGGAGGGGAAGAAGAACGCCAAAAAGCGCCACUCGUUCACAGCCCUGAGCGUAACCCAGCGGGCAGCCCAGCUCAACAACAGACACAGCAUGGAGAUCUCCCACCCCGUCCUCAUCAGCUCCUCUGACCCCAGGGCCGCAGCACGCAUCCAGGAACCUCCCCCUGCUCCCUCUCCCUCCUCUCUAGGGGUUCUAGUUCCUUCCAGAGUGGCUUCGGUCACCUCAGAACUGCUUGCUCAGGCCAAGGUCCAACUCCCACUCAACAUCUACCUGGCCUUGUAUGCAUAUAAGCCUCAGAAAGCAGAUGAGUUGGAACUGAGGAAAGGAGAGAUGUAUCGUGUCACGGAGAAGUGCCAGGACGGCUGGUUUAAAGGAACCUCACUUCGCACCGCUGCUUCUGGGGUCUUCCCUGGAAACUACGUCACACCCGUGUCCAGAGCUCCAUUUGCUGUCGGUGGUUCUCGGAGCUCCUGUCUCUCGGGGCAGGUGGGUGGAGCGGCACAGGGGAGUAAGGCAGCCUCCCCCUCCUCCCCUGGCCCCUCAUCCUCUCGUCCCUCCCCUCCCCCCUCCUCCCCCCAGUCUGCUGCAGCUCAGCUGAAGAACUGUCUUCGCUCCGGACAACAAACACAUAACCAGGCCCGCUCUCCCAUGCAACUGAUCCACAGCCCGCCCUCCAGCAGUCCAGAGCGUCCCACAGCUGCCGUCCGACCUCAGAACUCCUCCCCGCCGCGCUCCGCUGGCCAGUCGGCACGCCCUAUGUCCAUGGUGUCCCCCGGCCCCUCUCCCCUUUCCUCCCCAGCCUCUCGCCCCCUCUCUUGCCUCUCCUCCCCUCUACUCCCCCUUUCCUCCCCGCUGUCCUGCCUCACCCCUCCCAACACCAGUGCAGCCCUACUGAAUGGUGAAUCAACCAAUCCCUUCCAGCCACCUUCGCCUGGCCCCUCCCACAGCAACUCCCAUGGGGCAGUCGCCCCAAAACCAGAAAAGAAAGAGAAGAAAGGAGGUCUGCUAAAACUUCUUUCUGGGGCAGCAGCCAAGAAGAAAUCAUCCCGUUCUCCCCCGUCCUCCCCCCCAAAUCUCCCCCUGUCGGGUGCCGUCCUCCCACAUCACACCCGAUCUGGGUCCUGUCCAAUGGAGGCUCAGGGGCGUGCCGGGUCUUGUCCAAUCGAGAGCGAGAUGGCUGGGGCCAUGGGUUUGGAGCCGCUGCACAGGAAAUCGGGAUCUCUCGACCUUAACUUCCCUCGUUCGCCGCCAACGACUCGCUCUGGAAACGCACUGCUGGCUCUCCGGCCAGAACCCAAACCAUUGUCCAGAGAAAGGUAUCGUGCACUGGUGCCCUACCCCCCUCAGAGUGAAGCGGAGAUUGAGUUGAGAGAGGGAGACGUGGUGUUUGUUCAUAAGAAGAGAGAAGAUGGCUGGUACAAAGGAACUCUUCAGAGAACUGGACGCACUGGCCUCUUCCCAGGCAGCUUUGUGGAGAUCUUCUGAACCGGACCGCCACACAAACACACACACACACAUCCAUACACACACAGUAGCGGGUCCUUUUUCCACAUAGGCACUCCCUGGACACCUAUGUGAGGGGUCCUUCAUCAAACUCAUCAAUGACAUUUGAUGUUUACAUCAUCAGGAGGUGCCAGCAGCUACUGACGGCACAUCCAGCGCUGCACAGUAUUUUUCUACAGCUUCAGUGUGUAUUAGCUCUAAACUUGUCCAUGUGAAUUUGUGGUAUGGCUGUACUGGUUACAGAAGCACCCACACACAGUCCAUGGCUUCUGAUACCGUUUCCUACUGGUCAGUAUGUAUGUUUAAGUGUAUCUGUGUGCGUGUGAGUGAGAUAGACCAGUAGUGUUUAAUACCAGCCAUGUUGCAGCUGAGGCACUGUGACAGAAAGCACACCAACAGUCCAUCGCGGUCUUAAACAUACACCACGUCUGACAAGCUACUUCAAGACUUUUCAUUGGCUUAACACACAAAAGCGCUCUGCUCUUAUUGGCUAAGCACACAACAAUGGUCCUUUCUCAUUGGCUAAGCACACAACAAAAGUAAACCAAGAGAAGGUGAUUAGGAAAAGUAAAGCACAGAAGCCUACAGGGUAGGACCACACAAUGAAGCACACAGUCAGAACAAGUUAGAAGCACACAGUCAGAACAAGUUAGGACCACACAAUGAAGCACACAGUCAGAACAAGUUAGGACCACACAAUGAAGCACACAGUCAGAACAAGUUAGGACCACACAAUGAAGCACACAGUCAGAACAAGUUAGGACCACACAAUGAAGCACACAGUCAGAACAAGUUAGGACCACACAAUGAAGCACACAGUCAGAACAGGUUAUGACCACAUAGUGAAGCACACAGUCAGAACAGGUUAUGACCACAUAGUGAAGCACACAGUCAGAACAGGUUAUGACCACAUAGUGAAGAAGUAGGUCAGAACAGGUCAGUACUACAUUGUGAAGGACACAGCCAGAAAAAGGUUGUCUAAAGCAAAUCACAAAUGGGAUCAGGCUAGAUCUAUACAGCCGACAGCAGUGUGUGUGCGUGUGUGUGUGUGUGUGUGCACGCGUGUGUGUGUGUGCUUGCGCGUGUGUGUGUGCGCGCGCAUGCGUGUGUGCAUGCGUAUGUGUGUAUUGGGUGUGUGAUACCAUCUGGCUCUGAUUGGAGGAGCAGCAUCAGGGGAGUCAGGGUAAUCCCUGAGUUGGGUGACAGACAGAUGACUACCCAGAGAUACAGAUUAGAUAACAAACUUUUAAUCCAACCCUGACACACACACACACAGUGAUGAUGGGAAAGGACUGGAUCCCCCGACUGAGUGAAUCAGUAAAAUGUGUUGAUGUUAAUGUGGACAGAUUCUUCGGCCUGUUCCCAAAACAACCCUUGGCCCCCGAAGAACCAGGAGUGGUCCUGUCUCAGUUCCUCUUAAACCCAUAGGGACCGCAUGUCUGUCUGUUUCUAUCGUCGGUCUGUUUCUGCCGUCUGUCUGUUUCUGCUGUCUGUCUGCUGAGCUGAAGCACAAAUCCGCCAUGAUGGAGCACAGCACGUCGACGCUGCCAGGGAGGAAGAGGCCAAGUAAACGGAACGUAAAUCCCCAAAUCUGUCUGAGCCAGAUAAGCAGACCGGGUGGAGAUUUCUGUACGAUCUGUCAGAGUGGGUCAAAUUCCUUGAGGCGUUUUUGAUCAAAUUGGAGUUUCGUAAUGUUUCAGUUGUUGAGUAUACUGCUGGAAGUGGCCAUAUCAGCCCUCCCAUUGGCUAAAAUGGUCCCACCUGAUCACAUCUCCUGCCGUUCAUCUCCAAGGGCAUGUAUUUCAAUUAUUUGAGUUUACAAUUUUUUUUUGUCAGUAUGCAGUGUAAGACCCCACACUGUGGACAUGUUGCUUCUCCCCAGUGGUGCCAUGAAUCAUCGGGUGAGUUUAUUUAGCACGGCACGAUGAAGCAGCCGGAGUCUGUACGUUUUUGUUCUGUUGGCCCUUAAGUGAAAUCUUCAGCCACACCCAUGCACAUACAAAAGUCAACUCGCCCAAUUAGUUCCGGUGAACUGCCUGUUGGGUUUUCCUGAACAAAACACCACAUACUGUCUGAUGUGAGUGCUGUCCCACUGGCAAGGUUUUAAAGAAUUUGCAAGGUGUUUGUUGAGCAUGGAACAUCAUGCUGUCUGACUGUGAGUGAAGUUUUACAUUACUGCAACAGAAAAGAAAGGAUAUAUAUAAAUAUAUAUUGUGCAAAUUAUUUAUAUUUCAUGGGUGCCAGAGUCUCCCGGAGCUGGUGACCAGCGUUCUAUCAUGUGAUCAUGUGAUCAUUAAACAUUGUCUCGUAUUGAUGACCUUGUGGUUUGGUUGGUUUUUCAUUUCAGGUGCAUUUUCGCAAUAAAUGCCAUUGUUUUAAAACAA